CCUUAGCGUGCGGGCCGCGCCGGGCGCAGAGCACGCACCGAGCGAUGGCGGCGGCGGCGGCAGAGCGGGAACGCGAUGGCAGCUGCCACUUCCAGCGCUCCCGCCUCAUAUGGAUGGUCGCCAUCAUCUUCGGCAUGGUCCUCCUCGGCUGGGUAACACUUUGGCCUUCGACUAUACCUUAUAGUUAUUUGGGAAUAUUUGGUACCUUCCUUAAUUAUUUAGUGGAACACCACCACAAAUGGGUAUGCUACAUGUUCUGGGUUUCCUGGUUGAUUCACAUAGUAGAAGCCCUCUACGGUAUUAAGUUAUGCCAAUCUAAAGGAAUCACUAACCCAUCAGUUCAGUUCCAAUGGUUCGUUCAGACCGUUUUUUUUGGGUAUGCUUCCUUUGGUCUUCUGGUGGCUUACAAACCUUCAGCCAAGAAGCAGUACUAGAAGACAGUGGAAGAUGUCGCUUCUCACAUUCUUCAUCCUCAUUUUUCAGAAAAGAUCCUCACUUACAUGUCUAGGUGCUGUAAUUAUCUAAUUUACAUUCCUGCUGCAUGAUGCAG
Molecule: messenger RNA, 550 nt
Organism: Chiroxiphia lanceolata (lance-tailed manakin)
Lineage: Eukaryota; Metazoa; Chordata; Aves; Passeriformes; Pipridae
Gene: TMEM254
Product: transmembrane protein 254
Source: RefSeq, a predicted model, not a curated record